AUGAUGCGCAUUCGGAAGCCGUUUGCAGGCGCCUUCGCAGCCCUCAUCUUCAUCUCCGCCGCCGGCGGCUUCGCUCCGCAAGAAUACAACGUCACACCCUCCUACAAGCAAUCCGACAAAGCUCUGCACUUCAUCGCCUUCUCCCUGCUGACGCUGACGUUCUACUGGAUCCUCGAGACGUCCCGGCGGAAAGUCGUACAAUACACACUUGUCGUUGUUACGCUUGGGCUUGGGGUGGCGAGUGAGGUUGUGCAGGGCCUGUUGCCUAUCGAUCGCCAAUUUGAUUACUUCGAUAUCGUUGCGAACGUUCUCGGCUCGCUGACCUCGCUGACUAUGUGCAAUUGGUACCAUAAGCGUAUGCUUGAGCGGAAGCGGGUUGCGCGGGGUUAUGGUGCGGUUGCGGGCGACGACCAUGAUUUGGAUAUUGAACUUGGCGAAUCCCGCGUUGAGGAGGAUAGGCAGGAGUCUGGUAUUGUCAGGCCGGAUGUGGAUCGGGAGUUAGACAACUGGGAUGAGAAUGCGGAGGACUGGGAGACUACCGAGCCCGGAGAGGCUUUGAACGGACAGGCUGAGGGAGGUGACCUGGGCGAUAGCAAGAAGCGGGCGGAUUAA
This is a messenger RNA of Didymosphaeria variabile, 612 nucleotides long. RefSeq lists its product as uncharacterized. The transcript has 3 exons. Bases 1 to 612 code for a protein of 203 amino acids. The record is from RefSeq and is a predicted model, not a curated record. Lineage: Eukaryota; Fungi; Ascomycota; Dothideomycetes; Pleosporales; Didymosphaeriaceae.